This is a messenger RNA of Apiotrichum porosum, 1158 nucleotides long. RefSeq lists its product as uncharacterized. The transcript has 3 exons. Bases 1 to 1158 code for a protein of 385 amino acids. NCBI's taxonomy places the organism in Eukaryota, Fungi, Basidiomycota, Tremellomycetes, Trichosporonales, Trichosporonaceae. The record is from RefSeq and is a predicted model, not a curated record.
AUGACUAGUGUGGCCGCUACGUCGCCGACGGUCAACGGCCGCCUGGCAGCUCCACACUCGCCAAUCGUGUCAACGUUCCACACUCAGCAAAUGACACCUCCGCACCACCAGAGCGCCGUCCGCAAGGCCUCGUCCUCGCACUCUCCACUCCUUGGGGUUCACGGAUCGCCCCUCUCGCCACCAGCUGCGGCGGCCAACCACCACCCAGGCUGCGUGCUCUGUGGAUACGUCGCCAGUGCCGGCGCCCAGUUCCUGCCCUCGGCGCCGUACGUGCCGUCGUCCCCCGUUGGUACAGCCGUGUCCCUUCCAUCACCAGCUCGUUCGCCAACACCCGACCUCUAUCGCGCCGGCCCCUCCAACAAGCCGUUCCCUUCCUCGCCCACAUUGAGGCCACUGCGGCUGCCCCAAACCGAGACGCUCGUCUCGGGCCACCGCAUCAUCUACCGCGACGACGCCAUCACAGUCUAUCCUGCCGAGGGCAAGGAGGCUCUCUGUCCAAGCGGCCGUCACCUUAUCAUUGUCAUCAACCGACACCUCACCAACGUGUACGACCUGGGUCCCUAUGACGUUCCCCUUCUUUCUCACAUGGUGAACACGGCUCACCGCCUGCUUCUCGCCCGCCACGCUUCGUCGGGCUCAGAAGCAGAGCGGCGCUUCACUGCAAAGGACGUGCGUGUCGGCUUUGUCAACGGAAUGCCAGCCGACCCCAGGUCUCCCCAUGCACACCUCCACGCGCACGCGUUCCUCGGUCCAUUUGACAAGACGCUGCCAGGCAGCACGCUGUGGCGACGCAACAUUGUGUUCAGCUACCUGAACUGGUGGGAGCUCGAGGACCUGCGCGCCGAAAUCCGAGAGGAGACGUCCAACAACCGCGUCAAGUCAGGCUACGACAGCCGCCUCCAGUCGCCCAUCGACAAGGUCCCAGACGCCGGCGCGCGAGAGGGACUGCCAAAUGCGCUGGAUCCAGACGAGUACGCAGACGGCGACGACGCGUUGGCCCACGCAAGGCGCAAGGCCAACUUGAAUCGCAAGGACUCGGCCCAGUCCAACGCCACUAUCAAGGCCCUCAAGACGAGCGACGAGCGCCAGCGGAACCGCCGAAGCACGAGCACAAGCACGAGCACAAGCAGCUCCCUCACCACGAGCUCGGCGAGCUAG